AUGGUACCAUUGUUAGAAGGGAAGAAGGCUAACAUUCUCCUUGGUUGUUGGAAAAGCGUGAUAACCGACCCAGCAGAUGUUGAGGUUCUAUAUCGUCAAUCUACCGACCACCUGAAAGCAUCUCAGGCAAACGCAGGCUGGCUCCUCACACAGCUCCUCGGUUCCGGUCUUGGGCUUAUCAAUGGAGCCCGAUGGACUGGCUUACGAAAGGCACUCGACCCAACUUUCUCACACCAAGCAUCCAUGAACCUUCUACGAGAGAGCCUCAAUGUUGGUGCGGCAGAGUAUGUGGCCGAUAUUCAUAAGUUUGCGUUGCCAUGCAAGCAGGGCACAGAUGGAGAUGAAUUUAUAAUCAAUGCCACGGAAUCUCUCCAGCGAUAUCCGUUCUUCGAGGUGGCUUCAAUAUUCUAUGGUAAGAUGAGCAAGGAUGAGCAAGAACGGCUCUGGGAGCUCGGCCGUCGUUAUUCAGAGGUGUUUGCGUCAGUUGUGAUGGGUGGCAUCCAUCGAUUGAAACUAACAAAGUACCUCAAUACAGCCACCUGGAAAAAAACGCGGCAGUACCAGGAGGCCUGGCACCAAUUUAAUAAUGACAUGUACAAGUCCCGAGAAAUCAAGGAUCCUAGCUGUGCAAUAGUAACUCUCAUGGAUGCGGCGAAGAAGGGAGAGUUGACCCAGGCUGAGGCAAGUUGUUUCCGUUAA
This is a messenger RNA of Trichophyton rubrum CBS 118892, 699 nucleotides long. RefSeq lists its product as uncharacterized. The transcript has a single exon. Bases 1 to 699 code for a protein of 232 amino acids. The record is from RefSeq and is a predicted model, not a curated record. Gene Ontology annotation, molecular function: oxidoreductase activity, acting on paired donors, with incorporation or reduction of molecular oxygen; iron ion binding; monooxygenase activity. Lineage: Eukaryota; Fungi; Ascomycota; Eurotiomycetes; Onygenales; Arthrodermataceae.